AAACAGCCGUUAGCGUUUGAAAUUGUGACGUUUCCCACGCGCGACCGCUGAUGUAAACUGCAGCGCUGAGGAAUGACGCAUGUGCAACGACGUCGGUUGCCAGUUCGCUGACAUGGCGUCGGCGAGCAGGCCGGCUGUAGUGGUGUUGUUACUUCGAUUUUGCGCCGUUACCUUCACGUUGCUGGGUAGGGUUGAUGGCCUGGUGGAAGGCUUGUAUUGCGGUGCCGUCUCCUGCUACGACGUCCUCGGAGUGUCAAGAGAUGCUGGCAAAAGCGAGAUCGCCCGCGCUUACCGCCAGUUGGCCCGGCGCUUCCACCCGGAUCGGUACAGACCCACGGAGGCCGGGGAGAACCCCGAGGAGAAGUUCCUACUGGUUGCCACCGCCUAUGAAACACUGAAGGAUGAUGAAGCCCGGAAGGAUUACGAUUACAUGCUUGAUCAUCCUGAUGAAUUUUACAGGCAUUACUACCAUUACUACAAGAGAAGGCUAGCACCCAAAGUGGAUGUCAGAAUAGUUAUAAUUGUGACAGUUUGUGCUAUAUCACUUUUUCAGUACUACAGCUGGUGGAGCAGUUAUAGUGAGGCCAUUCAUUAUCUCACUACUGUGCCAAAGUAUAGAAUCCAGGCCACAGAAAUUGCAAAGCAGCAAGGCCUUCUUAACAAAACUAAAGAAAAAGGGAAAAACAGACGCUCUAAGGAAGAAAUCAAAGAGGAGGAGGAGGAAAUCAUUAAAAGCAUUAUCAAAAAUAACAUUGAUAUUAAAGGUGGCUAUCAGAAACCACAGCUAUAUGAUAUACUCCUCUUCCAAAUUGUUUUAGCUCCUUAUUACAUCUGUAGGUAUAUAAUGUGGUAUUGCAGGUGGAUUUACCGUUUUCACAUAAAACAGGAAGAAUAUGGAGAAGAAGAAAAAUUGUAUAUUAUUAGAAAAAACAUGAAAAUGUCACAAGGCCAAUUUGAUAGUUUAGAAGAUCAUCAGAAAGAGAUGUUCCUUGAGAGGAAGCUGUGGUUACGAGAAAACUUUGAGGUUUAUAAGCUGGAACAAGAGGAAGAACUCAAAAAGAAAGUAGCAUCAGAUCCACGAUGGAAACGGUAUCGGCGGUGGUUGAGAAAUGAGGGGCCAGGGAGGCUAACAUUCAUCGAUGACUAAAUACCUCUGCCUUACACAAGUGUUUACAGAAAAUGGCUUUUUAUAUUUAAAAAAAACUAUUUUGAUAAUGAAAUAUAAAUAUCAUUGAUCUAAUAACUCAGGAUUUAGUUUAAACAGCAUACAGCAUUCAGUUUAAUUACAGCCCUGUUACUAUUUAGAUUCACCCCACAAAAAGUGCAUUCCCAAAUAUUAGUGGAAAUGUGUACUGAUAUAGAAUCUGGCUGUGUUAUUUCUGUUAUUCAAAUUAUAAUUUUUGACUGGAAGGACUAAAGUGGACAAGUUUUGGUUGCUUAUUCAUUUUAUACAAAUAUAUAGGUGAGAUGGAAAUUGCAUUGCCAAGGAUUAGUUCACUGUAGAUUUUUUUUUAUUAUAAAUUAAAUGUCAUAGAAAUAAAAAUCUAAAUGUGAGAUAUUUAAUGGUUAUUUAGUUUCUAGGUGGAAGUUGAAAUAAUAGCUGUUUAAGAUCAAAUGGUGCCUGCAAGUUACAGAUAUAUAAACUAGAAAAAUCAUCGGCUGCUCAAAUGCAUGCAACAAGUUUGUGAACAGAAGUAGAUUAUAGUUUAUCUUUUUUUACUUGCACCCACUUUGUACACUAUUUAUGAAUAUAUGCAAGUAAUUCUACCAUUAUAAGUUCCUAAGACAUCUUUUAGAUUUAUUUCACAAUUGUCAAUUGAGCUGACAACUAGGGGUUGAUGUGUUUUUCUUUGGGCAUCUUGGUUCUCUUAACAUUUCCUCCAUAGGAAGGACUUGAUGAUGGUUUUGUGAUAAGUUAUUGAAAAGCUACUGCUGGUACCAAAACAGAAUCGUAGAAUUCCUACAGUGUGGAAAGAAGCCAUUUGGCUCAUCUAGUUUUCACUGACCUUCCAAAAAGCAUCCCACCCAGUCCCCAUAACCCUGUAUUUCCCAU
Chiloscyllium plagiosum (whitespotted bambooshark) is the source of this 2053-nucleotide messenger RNA. It is a transcript of the gene dnajc25, whose product is annotated as DnaJ (Hsp40) homolog, subfamily C, member 25. Gene Ontology annotation, biological process: protein folding. The record is from RefSeq and is a predicted model, not a curated record. Lineage: Eukaryota; Metazoa; Chordata; Chondrichthyes; Orectolobiformes; Hemiscylliidae. Gene Ontology annotation, cellular component: endoplasmic reticulum membrane.